Molecule: messenger RNA, 2952 nt
Organism: Sphenostylis stenocarpa
Lineage: Eukaryota; Viridiplantae; Streptophyta; Magnoliopsida; Fabales; Fabaceae
Source: the annotation of a GenBank genome assembly
AUGGAAUCACCGGGUGCUUUGAGGGACACGUCAAUUAUCGUGGUGACGCUGGACUCGGAUGAAGUUUACAUUAUUGCGAGCCUAUGCACCAGGACGGACACUCAAGUAAUAUACGUCGAUCCAACCACCGGCGCGCUUCGCUACGAUGCCAGGCCAGGGUUCGGUCUGUUCAAGUCGCCGGGGGAAGCCUUGGAUUUCGUCACCAGCGGAUCGCGAUUUGCGUGCAAGAGCAGGAUUCUCGCGAGGGCGAUAUUAGGUUAUGCCGCGUUUGGGAACGUGGGGAUGCUCCUCGUCGCGACGAGAUUAACCGCCAGUAUUCCCAUUAUGCCGGGUGGUGGUUGUGUGUUCACGGUGGCGGAGAGCGCGUGGAUCAGGAUUCCGCUAAACAACGCAGUGGUGCAGGGGAAGGGAGAGGCCAAGAACGUGCAGGACUUGACGGAGCUUGAUAUUGAUGGGAAGCAUUACUUCUGCGAGACGAGGGAUGUUACGCGCCCUUUUCCGAGCCGCUUCCAGAUGAAUCAACCUGAUCAGGAGUUUGUUUGGAACGCGUGGUUUUCCGCGCCGUUUGUUGAUAUUGGCUUGCCGCGGCAUUGCGUCACGCUACUGCAGGGGUUUGCAGAAUGUCGAAGUUUUGGAAGCUCGGGUCAACUAGAAGGUAUUGUGGCACUAACUGCUCGUCGAAGUAGGCUUCACCCGGGUACUCGAUACUUGGCGAGGGGGCUAAAUUCAUGUUUCAGUACAGGAAAUGAAGUGGAGUGUGAGCAACUUGUAUGGGUUCCCAAACGAUCUGGUCAAAGUGAACCUUUCAACACAUAUGUAUGGCGAAGAGGCACUAUUCCUAUCUGGUGGGGUGCAGAACUGAAAAUCACAGCUGCAGAAGCUGAAAUUUAUGUUUCAGAUUGUGAUCCUUAUAAAGGAAGUGUACAGUAUUAUGGAAGACUGAGUAAGAGAUAUGAUGCUCGAAAUCUAGAACUACGUGCUGGUGAUAUUUCAAACAGGAAAGCUUUGGUUCCCAUUGUAUGCAUAAACUUGCUUCGAAAUGGUGAAGGAAAGUCCGAGUCCCUUUUGGUUCAACAUUUCGAGGAGUCUAUUAACUUUAUUAGAUCAACUGGGAAGCUUCCAUAUACUAGGGUCCAUUUGAUAAAUUAUGAUUGGCAUGCUAGUACAAAAUUAAAAGGUGAACAGAUGACAAUUGAAGGGUUAUGGAAACUCCUCAAAGCACCUACUGUAUCCAUAGGUAUAUCUGAAGGAGAUUAUUUGCCUUCACGACAACGAAUAAAUGAUUGCAGAGGUGAAAUUAUCUACAAUGAUGAUUUUGAGGGUGCAUUCUGCUUAAGAUCACAUCAAAAUGGGAUAAUACGUUUUAACUGUGCCGAUUCUUUGGAUAGGACCAAUGCUGCUAGCUUUUUUGGCUGCCUCCAAGUAUUCACGGAGCAAUGUAGACGGCUGGGGAUAUCACUUGACAGUGAUUUGGCAUUUGGUUAUCAGUCAAUGAGUAAUCAGUUUGGUGGAUAUACUGCUCCACUGCCACCUGGCUGGGAGAAGCGAUCUGAUGCAGUGACAGGAAAAACAUAUUAUAUUGAUCAUAAUACUAGAACCACAACAUGGAUGCAUCCAUGUCCUGAUAAACCAUGGAAGAGAUUUGAUAUGACAUUUGAGGAGUUCAAGAGAUCAACAAUUUUAUCUCCUGUAUCUCAACUUUCUGACCUUUUUCUACUUGCUGGGGAUAUUCAUGCUACUCUUUACACUGGGUCCAAAGCAAUGCACAGCCAAAUACUUAGCAUAUUCAAUGAAGAAACAGGAAAGUUUAAACAGUUUUCUGCUGCCCAGAAUGUGAAAAUCACUUUGCAAAGAAGAUAUAAAAAUGCAGUUGUGGAUAGCUCUCGUCAGAAGCAAUUAGAAAUGUUUCUGGGAUUGAGACUUUUCAAGCAUCUUCCAUCAAUUUCCCUUCAACCUCUACAUGUUCCAUCUCGACCGUCUGGUUUUGUUCUCAAACCAAUUGCAAACUUAUUUCCUAUUUCUGGUGGUGAAGCAAAUCUUCUGAGUUUCAAAAAAAAAGGCCUUGUCUGGAUUUGUCCACAGCCUGCUGAUGUAGUUGAAAUCAUUAUUUAUCUUGGUGAACCUUGCCAUGUUUGUCAGCUUCUUCUCACAAUAUCCCACGGUGUAGAUGAUUCAACAUAUCCAUCAAAGGUUGAUGUAAGGACAGGGCGCCAUUUAGAUGGGCUUAAACUGGUCUUAGAGGGUGCUUCUAUACCACAAUGUGCAAGUGGGACCAACCUAUUGAUACCGUUACCUGGGGCAAUUAGUGCUGAAGACAUGGCUAUAACUGGGGCAAAUUCUCGUCUUCAUUCCCAAGAUGCAUCACCCUUCUCGUUACUGUAUGAUUUUGAGGAACUUGAGGGAGAGUGGGAUUUCCUUAGUCGUGUAGUUGCGCUAACCUUUUAUCCUACUGUUUCUGGAAGAAAACCAUUAACGCUUGGUGAGAUUGAAAUCCUUGGAGUUUCCCUUCCUUGGAGUGAUGUACUUGCUAAUGAAGGCCCUGGUACAAGAUUAGUUGAGCAUGUCAAGAAGUUUCAAGAAGAGCUUAAUCCCUUUUUAUCUGGUUCAGAUACAAAUCCAUUUAACCCUUCAUCACCAGAAAAAGUAUCACCACCCAAGCAAGGAGGCACUUCUUCUGACCUUUUGUUUGACCUCCUGUCUGGGGAGGACCCACUUCCGCACCCACUUGCACAACCAGUUACUGACAAUGUUGUCUACCAGGAAAGUGACCCGCUUGAUUUCUUGGACCUAAGUAUUGAAAACCAUAGUGCCAAAAGUGAUGGUGAAGUCUCAUUAGAAGAUGGCCGGCAUUCAGAUAGUAGUGCUGAACAAUAUUUGAAGUGCCUUAAAACUAUUGCAGGGCCAAGUCUGAUAUUUCAAGGGAGUUUGCUUUUUCAUAGGGAGAGAGACUAG